AUGUUCAGAUUUCAAAUUUUCAGACGUUCGUUAUCUUUCAGAACAACAAUAAAUCCAAGUCGGAAAUUUCGUCUCGGACCAUCCCAGAACGAGCAUUCGUUGAUAUUACUUACAACACCAUCUCAGCUACAGCAAACCAUAGAAAAUGUUUACAAUAUUAUUGAGACUCGGAAUACAAGUAAUCUAAAGAUCGUCACAGCUUGUGUUGAUACCGUUGUUGGGAGACGCAAUGCUAUUUCGGAAUUAUGGUUUGAUCAACCGAUUACGAUCGAGAACUAUGAACUUGCUCCGGAUAACAGCAAUGAAAGUAUUGGCAGUGUAAAAAGUUCAUUUAGUGCUGUUGCACCUACCCAACUUGAUAAAAACUGGAAAGAUAAAUCGGUGAAUUCGAAUCUAAAUAUAGAGAUCGCAUGCUCAUCUGGGUCCCAUUUAUUGAACAUGCCUCUAGCGAAUACUCUGUUUACAAACGGGGAAUAUUAUACUAGCUUUUUCUAUGAUGAUGAUCAUCAUGCAGCAAAUUUGGAAAACUGCAGCCGUCUCUCGAUCAAGCUUCCGUUGCUAAAAACUGAUUGCAUAAAGUUACAAGCAUUUCAUCAGUUAAAGGAACUAGACCUGGGUGCCAAUUUAUCUGAUAACGACGGGUGCUUUCAAGUGACCGACUUUACAUCCAAUAUGAUUAAAAAGAUAAAUGGUCGGCCUGCUGCUGACUAUUUAAUUGCGAAUAAAGAAAUACAAAAUUCCAGGCGGGACGUUUUCAUGGAAUUAAUCGACCCUUUAGACUUGAAAGAUGCAAAACCAUUCUCCCGUACUAACUAUACAAACCAAUUUUAUAAAAUAGUGGUGGGUGGUUUGGGAUGGGGUGAGAAGCAAGGAAUGAUAGUCCUAGACCCAAUAGUGGGGAAUAUCGGCCAUAGAUAUUGCCGUUUAUUUCAAUACGAUCCUAGCAUUAAAAGGCCGAGGAUUGCUUCCGAACACCAGAGCGAGAUUCUAACUCUGGAUUGCAGUCAACCCGAAGUUGGAUUCAGAAAUUAUGCGGAUUCGAAUGAUGCUGAACUUAUUCUUGAAAAUGUUGCUGGACUGGGGAACGAAAAAGGAUUCAUGCUUAAUGAUAUCUGGCAUACAGAUAAGGGCAGCAUGCUAAGCAUUGUGAUCUGA
Molecule: messenger RNA, 1155 nt
Organism: Brettanomyces bruxellensis
Lineage: Eukaryota; Fungi; Ascomycota; Pichiomycetes; Pichiales; Pichiaceae
Exons: 1
Coding region: 1-1155 (384 amino acids)
Source: RefSeq, a predicted model, not a curated record